Pogonomyrmex barbatus (red harvester ant) is the source of this 1490-nucleotide messenger RNA. Its product is annotated as histone H2A. Gene Ontology annotation, molecular function: DNA binding; protein heterodimerization activity; structural constituent of chromatin. Gene Ontology annotation, cellular component: nucleosome. The record is from RefSeq and is a predicted model, not a curated record. Lineage: Eukaryota; Metazoa; Arthropoda; Insecta; Hymenoptera; Formicidae.
UUGUCCACAAAAUACAGAUAAUGAUUUAAUCGCGAAUAAAUUGGAGUUAAAAUCUUUAAUUUUUCGCAUAUGGAAUUCGUACGAUGUUUCGGCUAGUGAUUCGAACAACACAACAACCAGAAUUGCAUAGGGACUUUCGGACGGCAUUUUCCCGCGGUCGCGCUUCGGCCGUUCCCGCGCAAACCAGCGCCCGCUCGUCACGAUCGCCGCCAAAAUAUCCGACAUUCGACGUGCAUGCGCGCUGUGGACCGUUGUGGUUGCGCGGGCCGCGGCUUCAUUCGGCUUUCAGCGCUCGGUGUCGACGUAUCAGCGUGAUCGGCUUCAUCUUUCUAUCUUGUUCGCCCCCCCUCUGUCCCUCCCUCGCACACAGGAAAAGCAAACGCGCCUGACUCCAACGAGACAUGUCCGGACGCGGCAAAGGCGGUAAGACUAAGGGGAAGGCGAAGACCCGUAGCAGCAGGGCUGGGCUGCAGUUUCCCGUGGGGAGGAUCCACCGUCUCCUCAGGAAAGGCAAUUAUGCGGAACGCGUUGGUGCCGGCGCGCCGGUCUACCUCGCCGCCGUGAUGGAAUAUUUGGCGGCUGAAGUACUCGAGUUGGCUGGAAACGCCGCAAGGGACAACAAAAAGACUAGGAUAAUUCCGCGUCACUUACAAUUGGCUAUUCGUAAUGACGAGGAACUGAAUAAAUUAUUGUCUGGAGUGACCAUCGCCCAAGGUGGAGUCUUGCCUAAUAUCCAAGCAGUUCUGCUGCCAAAGAAGACUGGUACUGGUGGUUCCGGAAAAGGCGACAAAGCGUCACAGGAAUAUUAGAUUAUUGCACGUUUAUAUAACUUUUACCGUACUUUAGAGAUAUGCCUUUGUUUUGUGAAAAAAUCGGAGGAAAAAAACAAAUGUCCUUACAAAAUCUGUGUGACAAGGCUGAAUUUACAUGAUUUCGGAGAUAAAAGUGCGGAUAUUAAUAACAGAUGUUAUAUUGUCAUUCUAGUUUUCUUGUUACUUCACAAAUCCAAAUUUGCAAGCAUUUUUUUUUUCUUUUUCUUUUGAUGUACAAUCACAAUUGCAAGUAAAUGUCGUUUGUACAGAGACUCAUAGAGUUGCAUGACCACCACUUCGAUAUUGCCGUAAAAGUGUAAUUGUCAUCACCAUGAAAUAUACUUGAUACUCUUGAUUGGAGAUAAUGUUGAGCAAUAAUCUCCUAAAUUUGUUUUAAUUCAAGAUAACGCUGUUAAUGAGUAAUUCCUUUUUGGUGUAUUUAUCAUACGAUUAUUUUAUUUAAAUGCUAUUGUUACAAUUAUAUAUAUUCUUGCCUGUAACACAUUUCUUUCCUAAUUUCUUUGUCUUCUUCAGUGUCUCGUUCAUUCCGAUUACUGUGUUCUGUUACAUUAUCAAUGAAAAUUUAAAAAUGUAUUACGAAAGCGCUUAAAUGUUUUUGUUGAAUGUAAACAAUAUUUAAUGCAAAAAUAAAUAGAUUGCGUCCCUACUAGAAAUUCA